UAAUGUAAUUGGUGUUGCCUGUAGGCUCGCGGUCCUAAAAAGCACUUGAAGCGUUUAAACGCACCCAAAGCAUGGAUGUUGGACAAGUUGGGCGGUGUGUACGCCCCGCGUCCGUCCACUGGUCCACACAAGCUGCGAGAGUGCCUGCCCCUCGUCAUAUUCCUAAGAAACAGACUCAAGUAUGCCCUCACCGGUAACGAGGUACUCAAGAUCGUGAAACAGCGUCUCAUCAAAGUCGAUGGCAAAGUCAGGACUGAUCCCACAUAUCCUGCUGGAUUCAUGGAUGUGGUUUCUAUUGAAAAAACAAAUGAGCUGUUCAGACUUAUCUAUGAUGUGAAAGGACGUUUCACAAUUCACCGCAUUACUCCCGAGGAGGCCAAGUACAAGUUGUGCAAAGUAAAGAGAGUGGCGACGGGGCCUAAGAACGUCCCCUUCCUGGUGACACAUGACGGCCGCACCAUCCGCUAUCCAGACCCCCUCAUCAAAGUGAAUGAUUCCAUACAGCUGGAUAUAGCCACCUCCAAAAUCAUGGACUUCAUUAAGUUUGAAUCUGGCAACCUGUGCAUGAUCACCGGCGGCCGGAACUUGGGCCGCGUGGGCACCAUCGUGUCCCGCGAGCGCCACCCCGGGUCCUUCGACAUCGUGCACGUGCGGGACUCCACCUCACACACCUUCGCCACCAGGCUCAACAACGUGUUCAUCAUCGGCAAGGGCACAAAAGCGUACAUCUCUCUGCCGCGCGGCAAGGGAGUCCGGCUCACCAUCGCGGAGGAGAGGGACAAGCGCAUCGCAGCCAAGGUGGCCGGACAGUGACCGCCACAAUAAACUAAUAAACAUAUAAAACCAA
This is a messenger RNA of Achroia grisella, 847 nucleotides long. It is a transcript of the gene RpS4, whose product is annotated as small ribosomal subunit protein eS4. The record is from RefSeq and is a predicted model, not a curated record. Gene Ontology annotation, molecular function: RNA binding; structural constituent of ribosome. The coding region runs from base 76 to 813 and encodes 245 amino acids. Gene Ontology annotation, cellular component: cytosolic small ribosomal subunit; ribosome. Gene Ontology annotation, biological process: translation. NCBI's taxonomy places the organism in Eukaryota, Metazoa, Arthropoda, Insecta, Lepidoptera, Pyralidae. The transcript is spliced from 5 exons.